Messenger RNA from Bactrocera oleae (olive fruit fly), 8990 nucleotides. NCBI's taxonomy places the organism in Eukaryota, Metazoa, Arthropoda, Insecta, Diptera, Tephritidae. The record is from RefSeq and is a predicted model, not a curated record.
AAUAAAAAAAUUAUAAAAAAAAAAAACAUUUCAAAGUAUUGUACUAUCACUGAUAACAAAAACUCCGAAACAAAAAAUAUUCUUGAAUUCAACACACAACACUUUGUGCGCAGCGCCACAUUGUUGUAUCGAUCGGCAACAUUGUAAUCAUCAUUAUUAUCACCAGCAGCAAAAUACAACACACCAACCUCCGAACGUCAACAGGAAAACAUCCCCAACUGUGCGUCAAUGUUAACAGCGCACAGCUGACGUCGUCGUCGUUGCCAGCGGUAGCAGCAGCAACAGCACGAGCGUAAAAUUUAACAGUUAUCCAUGCAUAAGCAUGUAUGCGUGCCACAGGGAUGCUGACUGUCAGUUUAUGUGCUGCUGAGCGCGCACGUGUAUUUGUGGCUGUGUGCGUGUGUGUGUGUAAGUAAAAGUGGUGGCCGCAUCCGCCGAAUCUGCUUUACCGUUCGUUGAAACGCUCAACGUGCGCAUUUGUCGUAUAGCCGUCGUGCUUACUAGCGGGAGUAGAGAGCUGCUGCUAGCUACGUGAAAUUAUACAGCAGAUAGAAGACAAAAGACAAAAAAAAACACAUAUAUAUUAUUGUAUACUUUUCAGCGCUAUUGUGCAGAAAGUGAGUAGUUGGAUAAUAAAAGUGCAUAAAAAAAGUAGAAAAACAUGUCUAACGCACAUAAAAAUAGCAAAUAUUAGCAAAAUAUAGUGAGAAUUGUGAGAAAUUUGCUUUUGUUUUGCUUGAAAAUAAGUUCGACUUUAAAGAAAGAAAAUCGUAAGUGCUGUGUAUUUGUGCAGAGCUUUGCCCAAAUUUGCUGCAAAGUAAUGUUUUUAAGCGUUAAAUAAAAGAACUUUGCGUAGUGUGCUGCGCUAAAGUAGACUAAAAAUAUAUUAUAAACGCCUAAAAGUAGACUAAAAUAUAUUUAAAAAAGGUUUGUGGAGUGAAUUGUCAAAGUGUACGCCUUAUACUAUGCUACAAUUAUACAAAGGCCGCUUAAAUUUAGACUAAAGUACGUCUAAAAGCGUUCAAUACGCGACGAGCGUCCUAAAGUAUACUACACAUUUUAACAACAUACCUCAAAGUAUGCUACCUUAAAUUGGAAACUAUUUACUUCGAGUUUAAAUGAAACAUUGUGCUGGCAAACAAUUAACGAAGCGUUUUCCUCGCUUUGGCCAGCUGUAUACGCCUGGUGGUAUGCUUAAAAUACAACUGUAAAGUGUAUUCACCUAUUUAAAUGCAAAAUAAUUGCAUAUUUCGUGGCGCAGCAAAUAUUUUCAAGUUUUACGAAGUGAAAAUUGCAUAUAAUAUGUGGAAAUAAAUCGAAAGACGUGCAGAAGUGUAUAAAAUAUCUACAUAUACAUGUUAUUCAAAGGCAGUCGUUAAAGUUUUCGCAUUCGUCGUAUUUUCGUGUAACGGCACAACAGUGUUGUAUAUUCGCCUACGUGUGUCUGUUUGACUUUUCUCGCUAUAAAAGUCUAUUCGGUGCAAGCGACAAAAAAGAAAGCAUUAGUUUAGUUAGAAAGUGAUAAUCGAAGAGUGGAACGCGUGCGAAACAAGCAGCAAAUAAAAGAGUUGAUGAAAAGUGAAAUUUCAGGCAAGAAUUAGACAAGUGUGUUGAUGACAAGUUACAAACAAAUUCCUUAAGAAGCAUAGAAAGCACUUAUACAGGGUAUUUGCCAAGUGGAGCCGCAAAAAACUGUUUUUAAGAGAGAAAAUAUAAUUUUUGUGAGCAAAAAAUAAUUUUUGAUGGAAAAAAACAAUAAUUUUUGAGAUCGUAAAAGUUUUGAAAUUGUAGACGAUUCGAAAAAACCAAAAAUUUUAAACCAAAACUCCUUCAAAAAAUUAUAAACAAAUCACAAAUCAUCGUAGGAGCAAAAUUACAAAACAUUGAAAACACCCAAGAAACUUCAGCUGUCGCAGUCGCGUUGGAAUAUAGCGCAGCAGCAGCAAAAGCAACAACAAAUUUAACAAUCAAAGGCACUUAACGAAAACCCCAAAAAGCAAUUACAAUAACACACACCAACGAUACGAAAGAGCGUGCCACAUUGAAGAGUGCACGUGGAGCAGAAAAAGAGAGAGUUUCUGUAGCAGCAAUGGCUUUUUAUUUCAUCAAAAACGAAAAUUAAAAUGUAAAUUUAACGAAGGAGCAGCAUCAAUGUGGAACACUUAAAGUGAAUGAAUAAUCUCACACACACAAACACACACAUCCACACAUAUAACUGUAAGCGAAUGGUAUCAAAAUAAACAAAAUCUGACAGCUGAGUAGGACAAAGUGACAAAGCGAACUGCACCUGCGACAGACGCGCACACACACACACAGCUGCAACACAGUUGCAAACAGAAGCAAGAUUCUUACAUUUCGAACAACAAACGGCCGGGUGACACACGUUCUUCGCAAUUUUGAAUUAUUUUUGACUUGUGAAGAGUUGAAAAGUAGUGGCAUACACCGUAAUAUUCUAAUAACGAACAAAGGCUACGCAACAUUUGUUUGAGUGCUCUAAAGAAUUCUUUUUUGAAAGCUUAAAAUAUCGUUUUUCAAACAGUUCGGCGUCUCCAAUUACAUAUAUAUAAAUUAUCAAAACUAACAAAUUACAAAAAAAAUAAAAACUUCCACUUGAGACUAUAUUUGACAAAAUCUGCAAGGCUUGCACUAUAGUGUAAUCUUCAGUGCGUAAGCAAAGCUAAUACAACAACAAGAUGGGCGCUAAAGAAAGUGUCGAAGCAGCCGCGAAAAUGAAUGCGGACGGUUGGGGUCACGUAGAGCGCGGUAGUCGUUAUCACGCUCAUCGUCACAACCAACGUUCGCAGUCCUUAAAUCGCGGUCAAGCGCUUUCACAGGCAGAUGUAAGCGGAAUGUGGUGACAUCGGGGUGCCUCAGGUAAAGCUGCUGGAGGUCAGGGUGGUUGUGCCAGCUGCGCCAUGGGUAACAAGUUGAGCUGCUCCUGUGCGCCAUUGAUGCGCAAGGCGUACCGUUAUGAGGACUCACCAUGGCAGACAUCACGUCGGCGUGACGGACAUUUAUUAAGUUCAUUCAGGUUGUGGGCUGAGGUAUUUCAUGUUUCGGCAAGCGGUGCCGGUACCGUUAAAUGGCAACAAGUAUCUGAAGAUUUGGUUCCUGUUAAUAUAACCUGCAUCCAGGAUUCACCAGAAUGCGUAUUUCAUAUAACGGCAUACAAUAGUCAGGUGGACAAAAUAUUGGACGUACGACUUGUGCAGCCAGGCACACGCAUUGGUCAAGCAUCAGAAUGCUUUGUUUACUGGAAGGAUCCAAUGACCAAUGAUACAUGGGGUCUCAAUUUCACUUCACCCAUUGAUGCAAAACAAUUCCGAGAAUGUUGUAAAAAUGCAAAACGAUUUAAAACAAUCGCACGCAUCCUUUACUACAAUACCCUCUCCUAUCCCAUACAUCCUAUGCCCGAUGACGAGCCCUGAGGUUCGGCUGUUGCUGCCAGUCAGUCGCUCGAUUCGCUCAAUGUGUGUUGUCACACACACACCUAUUCUACUCAUAAUAAUUCCCUUCCGUUUUUUUGAAUACAAACCAGCAAUCAAAAAGCACUGGCGGUUUUGUUAAAUAUAAUAUUACAUAAUAACAAAAACAACUAACUAAAUGGCAAAUUAAAAAGUUAAUAUAUAAUAUAUGUUUAAAUAAAUGAACGAAAUAAAUAAAUAAUUAUAACAUGCUUUAAAAAUUAAAAAGCUAAUAGCUUAGAGUUCGAAGCUUUUAUUACAAUAAAUCAAAUCAACAAAACACCAAACAGCAAUUUCAACACCAACACAAUAACAACAAUUACAGUUAAACAGAAAAUAAGUAUUUUUUCAUGUCAAACAUGUGGGUAUUUAAGUAGGUCUCUGCAGUGCCGGAUGAGCCGCGUAAAAUCAUUUUGUUUUCUUCAACGAAAACCACUUACAAUCCUAUGAAAGCUUCUAAGUUUUUUUUUGUAUUAUUAGUUUUAUCAGUAUCCACCGAAAUUUGAAAAAAAGUAAACGUAAUUCGUGUUUUCUACCGAAAACUACGAGUAGUUACCAUCGUGUGCAAGCUUCAAAGCUUUUUUAUGGAAUACCACUUUUUCCAGUAUCCAGCAGGAUUUAAAAAUAAAAAUUAAUAGAAGUACUUCGUUUUUUCUGCCGAGAGCUAUGUACUAUCAUUUACCACAAAAAUUUCCUAGUUUUUUCCUGGAAUCACACUUUUUAAGUUUUAAACGAGAUUUGAAGCUUUCAAGUUUUUUUUUCUGGAAUACCAGUUUUUGCAGUAUCCACCAGGAUUUAAACACUUGUACGUUCUAAAAAAGCUUUAGGUAUAAAUUCAAUAUUGAAUAUUGUUUUACUAUUUGCUGAGAUCGAAAUCGCAUCCCCAGUCGUUAGUUACAAUACAAUGAGCAUUACUGGUGUUAACUGAGUACAAAUCAUAGCUGAAUAUUACUAAAAUCUGUGAACAAGUCGCCUGCAUCAACGAUAACCCUCUCAAUGUUCCUAGUAGAUCCACAAAACUCGUCUUUUAAAGCCAUUGAAUGCAUUGCGUCUUUAAACCAAUAAGAGAUACUCUACUCGCAGAUAACUAAAGAAGUCAAAUAUCACUAGGUUUGACCCGAAAACGUUUCAAUUCGACAGAACCAGACUAAAGUUCUACGUUAUAUUAUUCCUGAAAAGCUUGGUUGGAAGUUGCUCUCAAAGGCUUUUGUUUCCGAUUUAGUCUAUUCAGUACUGUAACAUUUCAAAUAUUUUUGUGGGUAUAUUAUGUGGGUUGGAACUUGGCUUUCGAAACUAUCUAAACAAAAGACGAUUUUAGUUUCGGUAAUUUUGUGUUAAAAAACUAUCUUGUUUUUUAGAAAUCCUUAAAAAUUCCCUAAAAGUUAAACUUCUUAAAGAUUUCGUAAAAUUAUAUGAAAUCUAUGUAUUCUCCACGGGUCAUAAUACCAAUAUCCUGAGUCUGUGUUUGCAAGUAAAGUACGGGAAUAACGUUUGACUUUGGUUAUCAAUGACACUAAGUCAAUUCUUGCUCAGAUUGAAUUGGAAACGAUUUCUUUAACCCAUAAAUAUCAGAUAUCUUGUAUAUUUUGACGUAUUUCUGAAUUGGAUGCCUCGACUUAGGCACCUCCCUUUUUAGUCAUUGAAUUUUAUACUUUUAGAAUCACACUUUUACGAAAACACGAAAAUAGAAAAAUAAACACACACUUGCUUUUGAGGACUUUUAAGAGUUUCUCUCUUCUGGAGUAUCUUUGGAGAUGUUUGAGAUACAUAUAUUCUGCUUUCUCCUGAAACAAAUUUAGUUCACAUUAGAUCAAUAAACUUAUGUCAUCCUCGGGAAUUAAUUUUGAAAAUAAAUACAGUUUUCAAAACUUGUUGGUGCUAUAUAUGUUACCAAAGGCGUCUUUCUCACGAAUAAAUAUAUAUUAACGACUAGGCGAUAAUAAUUAUAAUUAUAAUAACUAUUGUUCCCCUGUGGUUAACCCGGCACUGUUAGUAUAAAUUUCAGUAUUUUCUGGAAUAUAUUUCUCUAUGAAAUUCAGCAUACUUGUAUAGAUUAGGGUAACAGUUACUACUUACAAAAAUUUACAUCACACAUCGACAUACAUAUAUAUACAUACGUAUAUAUAUAUAAAAGUAGUCAUGCGUAUCAAUAUUUACAUAAUACAUACAAACAUAAGGUAAUUUAAAAUGAAAGGAGUGAGUUUUCUAAAGUAAAGCUAGAAAAAAUCAUGAGUUAGGAAAAUAAGAGAGUAACUCCGAAAUAUUCAGGAAUGAAAGCAAAGUUAACAUAACAUGAAAUAGAAGAGCAAACAUAUAUUUUUGUAAAAGAAAUUUAAAAACGUAACUAUUUAUUUUUAGAUCAAAAAUCACAGAAAAUUUCCAAAUUCAAAAUAUUCAGAUCAUAAAAUAUAUACAUAUUAUACAUAUAAAAUAUAUUUUCAUAAGCGGUUAGUUGAGGUUAAGAUAAAUGUUAAAUAUUGUUUAAAGUAUAAAGUGAAAUUCUAUAUAUUUAGUUAGUGUAUAGCUAAGGUAACAUCAAAAAAAUAAGCUUCCAAAAAUAAAUAUAGUCACACAUGGGUGGUUGAUAGAUAUACUAUAUAAAUAUUUUCUGAAUUAACAAACAAGAGUAAACAAUAACUUAUAAAGUUACUGAAGAGAAAAAGGUGCUUCCUUAGAAAUAUACAUAGGUAGGUUAUGUGAAAAGGGUAUUUAAAACUGGGUCUGAUGUUGUGUGUUUGCUAUGACAUGAAUAAUUGCUUGCGUUUUUCAAUGCUUAUGUUGCUUAUAAGACAAGUGUAGAUUAAAUUUCCAUAUUUAAGAAAAAAUUCUAUUAAAUGACUGCAGUAACAAGAGUAACGGCUUCCUCACUUGGUCCAUUUUGAAAAUUCCUUCGCGUUAUUAGAGCUGUACUUAAGUUAAAACAUUGUGUUUUAGCAUACUUUUUAAAUGUAUGUUGUUCUCAUAAAAAUUUUAUAGCAAGCAUCCUAUUAAUGCAUCCUGAAGAGUUCGUAUGUUUUAAAUGAGAACCAUAUGUUUUCUUUUGACAAACGUCAAUUCCAUAUUCUGCAUUAUUUGUUAUUGAGGAAUAUGCCUAACAAUUUAACGGUUUGACCGCCAAUUUGACUUCCCAUGUGUCCGUAACAAAUUCUAUUAUUUGAAAGCUCUUUAGCGUCAUCGUUUUCCAAGACCCUUAUCCUCAUUUUCCUAGUAUAAAGAUAAAAUAUUAUUGAAUGAUGAAGCAUUCCAGAUAUCAAAAAGGAUUAAUCUAUUUUUACCUGAUAAUUAAAAAAUUUUCUAAGAAAUCGAAUUAAGUAGAUAUUCCAAAUAAUCUCAAUUAAGCAGUAAAAUAGAUUUUUUGAAUUGUGAAUAUAACGGAAAGGGGAAAGUUUCAGCGCAAAUGUAGGCAACAGCAAAAUAAUCAGUAUAAUUGAUUUUUGAAUUGCGAAUAUAACGGAAAGGGGAAAAUUUCAGCGCAAAUGUAGGCAACAGCAAAGAUUAAAAUUAAUAAAUAUGAGAUAUCAGUUAACUGUCUAUUUCAUAUUUAAAAAUGCAAUAAAUUAUGAGGUAUACUUAGAAAUAUCGUUGUAGUAAUAAUAUAUAUAAAAGUACUUAAUUUAAAGGCAUUAUUAUAAUUCACAUUACAGCCCGAAAGUAGGCAACAGAAAAAAAUUUAAGAAAAUAGUUAUAUCAACGUGAUUGGGUUAGUCAAGUGACUUUUUAAUAUUAACUAAAUUAUAAAACAAUGCAAUUAAUUCAAAGAGAAAACCAAAAACGAAAACAGCAAUGAUUUCACAAGCUUUUGAAUAAAUUGUUAACAAGUAAGGGUUCAUAUUAAGUGAGUUAUAAAAAUGUAGUGCAGUGCAGAGUUUAGGUUCGGAAUAAAAAGUUUAUAAUAUAAUAAACAUAUAUAUAAUAUAUAUAAUAAAGUAAACUAGUUUAAUAAAUUAAAAUUAAAAAAAAACAACUGAGAAAAAAUACAUAGUUCACAAAAUUAAAUUGUUCUAAAAAUUAAAAUUUAAUAUAAAAAAAUAUUUUUUGUAAAAUAGUCUGUCGCUUAUCUUAUCUGACUAUCUAUUCGGGUUUCUAUCUUACGUAUAUACAAACGCACAUACUAUACAUAUAUGUAGUUCAACUUUGUUUAUCUAGUACGGGUUUCAACUACAAGAUGCGUUUAUCUGCAAAAAAAGUUUCUUCAAAUAAAAUGUAUAUAAAAUUUAAGUAAGUAGUUAGUCAAAAAAAUAAUUUAGCCGUCACAAAUUGCACUAAAUGUAAUAAAUUACGAGUAUAUGUAUACUGUACUACCUACUACAACAUUUCAAACUAUUUUUCUCUCUCGAUUAUUAAUUCGAAAGAAAUUUCACGAAAAUUACAACUAUGAAAUGCACAUUUACGAAUUUAUUUUUGAUUAGAAAAACAAUAGCUAGCAAAAAAGUAGAACAUAUUAAAUAUAGGCAAGGUCUAAGAAACUAGUAUAGCUGCGCCACCCUUACUAUUAUCCUUGAAGGAUUCUUAGCAACUUAAUUUUGAAAAUGUUCGAUGACUAAAACAGUGGAAAAAUUAUUUUUAAUAUAGUUUCAAUAAUAUAUGUAAUUAAGAAGCAUAUUUAUAGGCGUCAUUUGGUAGUAAAUACUGAUAUAUUACCUACCAUCUGAUCAAAUUUGAAUCGGACUGCAAAAAAAUUACACUUUAUAAUAUUUUAAUACAAAUCUUUAUUAUCACUUACAAUAUAGUAUCCUGACCCAAGUAUGACAACUUAAUCCUAUUUUCUAUAUACUUGUUAUAAGCCUCGUACGGGAUAGCCUUCAAUGCCUUCAGCGAAUUUUGAUUUUCUUCUGUUUUGAUACAUUUUUGGAGCGCCAUUCGCUAGAUUGUGGGACAGUUUCGACGUCGUAUUCAUAAACCCAAGUUUCGUCAUCAGUUUUGAAGCGCUUGAUGAACGUAAGGUUCUCAGCUCCAUUGUCCAGCAGCUCGAUUGCGACUACUCGACGUCGCUUUUGCAAAAGAUUGCAAAAAAAAAUUAAACAAAAGUUUUUGAGUAGGUUCAUGAUAAAUGUUGAGAUCCCCUGCUAGCUCUGUGAUGCCAACACGCAGAUUUUCAAGUUCCGUAAUUUUAACAAUAAAACACAGAAUUUCAAUGAAACUCGUUGUUUUUUUUUAAUUUUUUACCAUAUUAAAUAUCGCCGGACACACUUUUUGCGUCAUAAAUAAAUAGCUGCAGACAUAUGGAGUUUAAACUUAACAUGAUUAAAAGAGAUUUGUCGAAACGAGUAACAAAAAUUAUAGAUUAGGUUUCCGCGUCGUUUGUAUGGAGCAGUCCGGGUCAUUUUUGAUCAUUUGAUUAUCAGUUACUUGUAAAAUUAUUAGUAGUAACAUUGAAAAAGAAGUAAAACACUCACAAAUGCAAUAAAUUUACACACACACACAUAUAUAUAAAUACACACAUAUAUAUUUACUGUUAUAAUAACACACGCAACACAGCGGAUUCUUAAAGCUCUGGCACACCUACACACAUCUAUAUACUAAUGC